AUGAAAAUGUCAUCUCGCACUGGAGCUAGGCUUGAUACUAAAAAAAUUAAUUCAGAAUUAUUUACCUUAACAUACGGAGCAUUGGUCGCCCAACUGCUAAAAGACUAUGAAAAUGUAGAAGACGUGAACAAGCAGCUAGAAAGAAUGGGCUACAACAUGGGCGUGAGGUUGAUCGAAGACUUCCUAGCUAGAACCGGCUCCGGAAGGUGCUACGACUUCCGCGACACCGCUGAGAAAAUUCAAUCCGGGUUCAAGCUCUUCCUGGGCAUCACUCCGACAAUCACCAACUGGAGCGCCAUCGGGGACGAGUUUUCCCUCUGCUUCGAGUCCAAUCCUCUGACGGAAUUCGUCGAGCUCCCUGACAACUGUCUUCAUCUCAAGUACUGCAAUAUUCUUACUGGAGUCCUUCGCGGAGCUUGCGAAAUGGUCCAGAUGGAAAUCGCAUCCUGGUUCGUUCAAGAUCAGCUCAAAAAUGACAAUAUCACCGAGCUUAGAGUUAAAUUUAUCAAAAGAUUAGAAGAUGCUAUUCCUGCUGGAGAAGAUUAA
This is a messenger RNA of Cotesia congregata, 546 nucleotides long. The record is from the annotation of a GenBank genome assembly. Lineage: Eukaryota; Metazoa; Arthropoda; Insecta; Hymenoptera; Braconidae.